This is a messenger RNA of Triplophysa dalaica, 3339 nucleotides long. Its product is annotated as zinc finger protein 429-like. Gene Ontology annotation, biological process: regulation of transcription by RNA polymerase II. Gene Ontology annotation, molecular function: RNA polymerase II cis-regulatory region sequence-specific DNA binding; DNA-binding transcription factor activity. Bases 1 to 963 code for a protein of 320 amino acids. The transcript has a single exon. Lineage: Eukaryota; Metazoa; Chordata; Actinopteri; Cypriniformes; Nemacheilidae. The record is from RefSeq and is a predicted model, not a curated record.
AUGCAUGGCAAGCUUGAUAAUACUGACAAAGUGCAGUCUGAGAUCUCCGAUACUGGGGAAUCAGGUCCACCUCUCCAAAAAAAGUGCAAAAUGAUCACCAAGAAAGAGAAGCCCAAGUGGCAGUAUAAGUGCCCUUACUGCCCUAAAAGUUUCUUGAAUGAACGUGGCCUUCGUGCACACAAAUGGCAGAAACACCUCAAGGUUGAAGAACAACCCACUGCAUCUCGUGAGGAGCGUGUUUUUACUUGCUCUCCAUGUAAGUUGCUUUUCGCUUCUGAGGAGGCUCUUCAUAACCACAAAAGCACUUGCAAUGCAAAUAAGAAAAAGCUGAAACCAUCUACAGAAGAGGAACCUAUUCAAAACAUAACGACCAAAUAUUUUUAUAAAUGUCACAAAUGUGCUAAAGAUUUUCACAGCGAGGAGCAGUUAAAUGCACAUAAGGAGCUGGCAAAAAGUCGACCACACACUUGUGCUCUUUGCUGCCGUGGUUACUGGACUGAAAGCCAGCUGCAGCAGCAUCUCGCAUGGCACGAUGAAGUACGCCGUCGCCUCCCAACCGAACUGAGAUACAGACUCGGUACUUCAGGGUCCAAACUGAAGGCUUUACCUCAUAAAUCCACAUCCAAGGUCAAUUACUCAGUGCUUUCUAAUCCAGAGCACAACUUUCAAUGUCAGGAUUGUGAGAAAAGCUUCUUGUCACCUGAAGCUUUACAGCAGCACCAGGCUGUUCACAAAUCUGAGGAACCGUUUCAAUGUUCUCUGUGUCCACAGAUAUUUCAUGAUAUCCGAGAUCUCAUUGACCACCAUCAGGAGUGUUUGGGUGAUAAGGAGAGAAAGGACAGUAAGUUGAUUCCUCCAGAAGGAGAUGCUGGGAACCUGACGUGCAUUGAGUGUGGGCAUUCCUUUAACAAGGAGGAAGAGCUGCAUCAGCAUUAUAUUGCACAUGCACGUGGAGAGUUCUGAAAAUAUAUGUAUAAAGUAAUGUAUAAAUAUGGAAUGGUGAUACUUUUUCUCCAUCACAGAUUGAACAUAUUCACUGGUUUAUUUUAACACUAUAACCACUGUAUUGUUAUAUAAUGUUGAUUGUUGAGUACAGUAAAACUGUUUGGAAAACAGGAAAAAGGAAGAUGCUUUUAGUUUUAACUGUUUUGCAUAAAUAGAGGUAGGGAGAUGGAAACAUGGCUGCUGAAAUCAGAGCAUUACUAUAAGUAUGUAAAAUUAUGUUGUUACUUUGAAUCUUAUUAGAUCUCUGUUAUGUAACCGAUGGCCAUGCUGUUCUCAAGGUAACUCUUCUUAAUAUGUAUUUAGACAUUUUCCUCACGUUUUCCUGCAGUUUAAUGUCUAUAUUAUUGCUUUGUUGUCACCCUGAAAGAGUUUUCAAUAUUUGAAACUGACAAGGUGUUUGUUAAAUAUGGCUAGUAAAUGUUGUUGGAGUUGUUAAAAUGUUUUUUCUAAGCAUCCAUUAAAUCUGAAUAUUAUGCUUGAAUCUUUUCAUCUAUGAUUUUGAUUUGUGAUUGUAUAUUUUGUGUCAUACACAAUCUGACAAAUUGUGGCAUUGUACCCUUAAUGUUAUUUAUGGUACAAUGUUAAGCCUGAUGUCACGCAACACCAUAUAUGGAAGGUCAAAUACUGUUUCUGGGUCCACUUAACAACCAAACAGUCUGACCUUGAAUAUUUUAAUAACAUUUUCAAAAAUGGGACAGUCCACCCAAAAAUGAAAAUUCUGUCAUAAUUUACUCAACCUCAUAUUGUUCUUAAGGUGUAUACAUUCCUUUUCCUUGCUUAAGACAAAGGAAGAUAUUUAUAAGAAUGUCAGUAACCAAACAGAUCUCAUCCCCCAUUUCCUGCCAUAGUAAGGAUAAUAAAUGUAAUGGGGGGUGUGAUUUGUUUGAUUAUUGACAUUCUUAAAAAAAUCUUCCUUCGUGUUUAGCAGAACAAAUUUAUACAGGUUUGCACUUUGGAACAACCUGAAGGUGAAUAAAUAAUGACAGAAUUUUUGUGUGAAGUCUUCCUUAAGUCUUUCCACACUUGUAGGACAUGCACAGUAUUUCUGUUGAAAAUUUACCGACGAUACUGGGACAAGUUAAUUUUCUUAUCAAUAUGCAUUGCAACAUACUGGUUGGAUAUUGAUAUUAAGAAUGUCUAAGCUGCAACUGCUGCCAAAGGCAGUGCUUUGUUCCAGUGCAUUAAAACCCAUUUUCAUUUGUAUUCAUAGCAUGUUGAAGCAUAAAUAAGAAUAGUGACCAUUUGAAGAACUAAAGCAAUAUAAAAGACUGACUUGUAAAGAAUGUGAUAUCUUGAUAUUUGUUUGUUUAGGUGUGUAGUGACUUUUGCCUAGAAAACAUUCCAAAUUAGUGAGAAUCUUUUAGACAUUAAACAUUGUUUUGCUUGAAGAGGAAUUAAAAGUAAAUGCCACACAAAGAGUGGACUUCUAAAGCCACAAAAAUAGUACCAUCAAGAUAUCAAUCCUCAAGAUUUGACUAUGACCAACAGUAUAUUAAACCUGGUCUCAAGGAGUUGCGUACAAAAGAUUGUACAUAUUUCCCUGCUGACAUACUUUAUGUACUGAAUGUCUUAAUGACUACUAAUGUUUUAUUUUGCUCUUAUGGUACUUUAUCUGACCUGCUUUUGCGAGUUCACAUGUAUAUCUAUUAUCAAAACAGUGAAUGUAAAUUCUUCAUAAUUGUUCAAUUAAAAUGGUCAUAAUUUCAGUAAAACUGUGUUUCUUCAUUGCCUUUAUCGAUAGGAAUUGCAUGUUUAUUUUUUCAUCGAUAGGACAAGAGCUGUGGCCUCUUUUAACCAGUAUGCAUAUUAAAUCUUGGAUCAACAAAUUCUUGCUCAAGUACAGUACAGAUCUGUUCCAUUUAGUUAAGCUGAACAACAAAAUUAUUUACAUAUUUAUUUACCCCCUAUAGCAAUCGUUUUGUUGUGUUGCGUUUGUAAUAGCAUUUUUAUGUAGUACUUGUAGUUAUUUGGCAGCAUGUGAGGUGAACACUAUUGGUCAAUAGUGCAUGACUAAAGCCUAUUAAAGGCAUCCACAUUUUUGAAAUUAGUUUUUUGGAGAUCAAUGUAAUCAUGUUAACACAGUUAUUUCAUUUAUUACCAAGUAAAAAUUCUUUCUAUUGAAUUUCUUUUUGAAAUUGAUGAUUUGAAAGAAAAACAAUAUGAGACCACCAAAGAUGUAUCAGUAUUUUAGUAGUCACAAUGUAAUUCCAGUCAUGUCAGAGCCAUGAGUUUCUGUCGACAUGGGUUUCCUUCUCCUGUUUCCUCCACAGUCCAUGCAAUUUUGAUGAACUCCCCAAAAUAGUUAUAAAUUUGUGGUGUUAUAAUUAUUUUGAU